Messenger RNA from Penicillium lagena, 315 nucleotides. RefSeq lists its product as uncharacterized. The transcript is spliced from 2 exons. The record is from RefSeq and is a predicted model, not a curated record. NCBI's taxonomy places the organism in Eukaryota, Fungi, Ascomycota, Eurotiomycetes, Eurotiales, Aspergillaceae. Bases 1 to 315 code for a protein of 104 amino acids.
AUGAACUUGAUCUUCUAUUCUGUUCACGAACGUCUUACGAGGACAUCAGCUACAACGACAGCGGAUCCCAUAGCCUACCGGAACAUCAAUGGUGCAUAUCAAGCACCCGCUUCAGCAAACGUGACUACGCUGCUUGACUUUAUCAAAUCUCGAUCGGAUUUGAGCUCCUUAGCAUCCGCGGUGGAGGGCUGUGGUGGAUUUACAGAGGCUUUCAGUACUGACGCGACAUGGGAUUAUACCUUCUUCGCACCUAACAACGACGCAUUUGAGCAAUAUACUGGAACAUAUUUCCAUAACAAUGCAGAGACUCCGUGA